Molecule: messenger RNA, 984 nt
Organism: Vicia faba (fava bean)
Lineage: Eukaryota; Viridiplantae; Streptophyta; Magnoliopsida; Fabales; Fabaceae
Source: the annotation of a GenBank genome assembly
AUGGCAAAAUCAAGUGAUGAAAACUCUGAAGUGCCAAUAUACUUGCAAGAAAUUGAUUUAACUGGAGAAUACAAGGAACUGAUAUCCACCUUACCAUUAGAAAAAGGGUGGAUCAAAAUGCCUUUUCAUCAAUAUCAAGGAUGUUGGAUUGGCACAACAACUCUACAAAAUGUUUUAUCUUGUCAACAACACUUUCAAGCACUUGAUACUGAUAUCCUCUUAGUUACCUCUCCCAAAUCAGGUACUACUUGGCUCAAAGCCUUGACUUUUGCUUUGCUUAACCGCAAGAAAUAUUCAAAUGUUCAUCUUAACCAUCCAUUGCUUAUUUCCAACCCUCAUGAUCUUGUUCCAUUUUUUGAGCAUGAUCUUUACAUUAAUAAAGAUAUUCUUCCUAAUCUCAACUCAUUAUCUCAUCCAAGACUCUUCUCUACACAUCUUCCUUAUCAUUUGUUGCCAAAAUCUGUGAAAGAGUCAAGAUGUAAGAUUGUGUAUCUUUGUAGAGACCCUAAAGACAAUUUAGUUUCAUUUUGGCAUUUCAUAAACAAGCUAAGAUCACAAAGUAUGGAAAAACUUGCAUUAGAUGAGUUGUUUGAGAGUUUUUGUAGAGGAGUGAGUCCUUUUGGACCAUUUUGGAAGGAAAGUUUGAUGGAAAGAUCAAAUAAGGUUAUGUUUUUGAGAUAUGAAGAAAUGAAAAAGAAGCCAGAUUUUUAUUUGAAAAAACUUGCUGAGUUUAUGGAGUGUCCAUUCUCUAAAGAAGAAGAAUCUAAAGGUGUGAUUGAUGAUAUAUUAAAUUUGUGCAGUUUUGAGAAGUUGAGUGGAUUGGAAGUCAAUAAGAUUGGAAAAGUGGGAACCGGUGUUGAAAACAAAUAUUUUUUCAGACGUGGCCAAGUCGGAGAUUGGAAAAAUCUUUUUACAACUGAAAUGAUUAAGCAAAUAGACAUCAUUAUAGAAAAGGAAUUGGUUGAAUAUGGACUUAGUUUUUAG